GUCAUUAUUCUAAUCUCAAGUGGUGAAAAACCAAAUGUCAUUUUCCUUAGAACAUAGCACAAAAGUCUCUCUCUCUCUCUCUCUCCAGAAUCUCAGGUUACUAAGCUUUGAGUUCUUGCUAUUUCCUUUGCUGAAGAAUGUCAAGUGGAGCAACACAUUGGUGUUAUGAAUGUAGUCGGCCAAUUGUGCUUGAAGGGAGAAACAUUGUCUGCCCUUACUGUGAUGACGGAUUUGUACAAGAACUUGACGAGAUGCGAGGCGUUACACCCCAAAAUACCCUUCCGUCACGCUCUGGCGAGUUUCAACAAAUGCCUGACUUAUUCGAUGCUAUUCAUGCUUUUAUGGGGAACAGAGGUUCCGAAAACAGGUUUGGGCUUAUGGACGCUGUUGAUAAUUUCAUGAGGCAUAGGAUGGCUGGAAUGCACCCGAACUUUGAUGUUAGAGGGAGGUCUGGUUCGUCUGUCCCGGUUCCUGAACAGAGUUGGGGCGUCUAUAGUUCUGGUCCGUUUUUAGUAUUUCACGGUCAAGUUCCUGGAUUAAACUUGCCUAAUGGAAGCUCGAGAGGAGGUCCGAGGCGUGGUGAUUUUGGCGACUACUUUAUGGGUUCUGGUUUGGAAGAACUUAUUGAACAACUCACCAUGAAUGAUCGUCGUGGUCCACCCCCAGCUGCACGAUCUUCAAUUGAUGCAAUGCCGACGAUUAGGAUCACACAGGCGCAUCUUCGCUCAGAUUCACAUUGUCCGGUCUGUAAAGAAAAAUUCGAACUUGGUUCUGAAGCAAGAGAGAUGCCAUGCGACCAUAUUUACCAUUCUGACUGUAUUAUUCCUUGGCUGGUUCAACAUAACUCGUGUCCUGUUUGCCGUGUCGAGCUGCCACCUCAAGGACAAGUUAGUUCUCGUGGUGGUGGUAGUAGUCGAGGUUGGGGAGGAAGGAAUGGUGGCAACAGUGGUGGAAAUGGUAGCUCAAAUAGCAGGGAGAGUGACCGUCAGAGCAAUGGAAGGCGAAAUCCGUUUUCGUUUCUGUGGCCAUUCCGUUCUUCUUCUUCUAGUUCAAACAACAAUCAAUAUUCUGAGGGAAGCACUUCUUCAACCAAUGCUGAGCAGAAUAAUGGAACUAGUUACCAUGGAUGGCACGAUAACUAAAAAAGCCGCAUUUUCUCCCGGGGAUUAAGUAUCACUUCGAAUAAUGCUUGUAAUUUGAAAUCAGAUGGUAAGAAUAUAUUAAUAUUGUAAUUUCAACUUUUUCUCAUGUAAUGGAGAUAGUAGAUAGAAGUAUGUUAAAAAUCUUUGUACAUGUUAUUAUUAUUCAGUAAGUUGAAUCUCUU
Molecule: messenger RNA, 1324 nt
Organism: Vicia villosa (hairy vetch)
Lineage: Eukaryota; Viridiplantae; Streptophyta; Magnoliopsida; Fabales; Fabaceae
Product: probable E3 ubiquitin-protein ligase RHC1A
Exons: 2
Coding region: 138-1142 (334 amino acids)
Biological process (GO): protein ubiquitination
Cellular component (GO): cytoplasm
Molecular function (GO): ubiquitin protein ligase activity
Source: RefSeq, a predicted model, not a curated record